UGGGCCGGCUCUGGCACGUGUGAAUGAUACUCCCCGAGCGUGUGGGGCUCGCUCGCUGCAGCUGCCUCCUCCUCCUCUCCCCCACCCCUUCCCCGGUCCUGGAGCCAAGCUGCUCCCCGUCCGCUCCCCAUUGUUGCUCCGAGGCUCUAGGCAGGCGCCCGGCUCGCUGCGGAGAACUGCGGCAGGACACGGCUCGAGUGUUAUGAAACGUACCACUGGACGAUAUGUUGCAAGAUUUGAAAGGACCAACUUUAAGCAGACAAUUGGCAGCCAUGGAAGAAUUAAUAGUUGAAUUGCGUCUGUUUCUUGAACUUUUGGACCAUGAAUAUCUAACAUCCACUGUCAGGGAGAAAAAAGCAGUAAUAACUAAUAUUCUCCUGAGGAUACAGUCAUCAAAAGGUUUUGAAAUAAAAGAACAUGUUCAGAAACAAGAAGUUUCCAAUAGUUUGCCUGCCCCACCUCAGAUGCCUCUACCAGAGAUACCUCAGCAAUGGCUGCCACCAGAUAACGGGCCUCCACCACUACCAACAUCAUCCCUUCCUGAAGGCUACUAUGAGGAAGCGGUGCCACUUAGUCCUGGAAAAGCUCCUGAAUACAUCACCUCUAAUUAUGACUCCGAUGCUAUGAGCAGCUCUUACGAAUCUUAUGAUGAAGAGGAGGAGGAUGGAAAAGGGAAAAAAAUGAGACAUCAAUGGCCUUCUGAGGAGGCUUCUAUGGACCUAGUAAAGGAUGCCAAAAUCUGUGCCUUCCUUUUGAGAAAGAAGCGAUUUGGACAGUGGACCAAACUACUUUGUGUUAUCAAAGAAAACAAACUACUGUGUUAUAAAAGUUCCAAGGACCAGCAACCUCAGAUGGAACUUCUUUUGAAUGACUGCAGUAUCACAUACAUUCCCAAAGACAGUAAAAAGAAGAAGCAUGAGCUGAAAAUCACUCAUCAAGGAACAGAUGCCCUGGUUCUAGCAGUACAGAGCAAAGAACAGGCGGAGCAGUGGUUGAAGGUGGUAAAAGAUGUUUGCAGCAACUGCACUGGAACUAUAGAUUCAGAUGGACUAUCAUCUAGUCCGAUACACAAGACGGAACUGGAAAAGAAAUUGUCCUCUGAGAGGCCAAGCUCAGAUGGGGAGGGUACAGUAGAAAAUGGAAUCGCUACAGUGUGCAAUGGAAAAGAACAAGUUAAGAGGAAAAAGAGUUCCAAGUCAGAAACCAAGGGUACAGUGACUAAAGUAACAGGGAAAAAAAUAACAAAGAUCAUCAGUCUAGGAAAGAAAAAGCCAUCAACAGAUGAACAAACCUCAUCAGCUGAGGAAGAUGUUCCAACAUGUGGAUAUCUGAAUGUGCUCUCCAAUAACCGAUGGCGUGAACGCUGGUGCAGAGUGAAAGAUAAUAAGCUCAUUUUCCAUAAGGACAGAACCGAUCUGAAGACGCACAUUGUUUCUAUUCCUCUGCGUGGCUGUGAAGUCAUUCCAGGCUUGGAUUCUAAGCAUCCCUUGACAUUCCGUCUGCUUCGAAAUGGGCAGGAAGUUGCAGUGUUAGAGGCUUCGUCAUCUGAAGACAUGGGCAGAUGGAUUGGAAUUUUACUGGCUGAAACUGGUUCAUCUACAGAUCCUGGAGCGCUGCACUAUGACUAUAUUGAUGUGGAGAUGACUGCAAGCGUCAUACAAGCUGCAAAACAGACCUUCUGUUUUAUGAACAGACGUGUUAUAUCUACUAAUCCGUAUCGGGGAAGCACUGGAAAUGGCUACGCAUGUCCCAGUGGACUGGCACUUCAUUAUGAUGAUGUUCCCUGCAUAAAUGGAUCGUGGGAACUGGAAGAUGGCUUUCCUCCUUCUCGUAGCAGAAGUAUGGGAGAAGAAGUGCUUUAUGAUAACGCAGGCCUGUACGAUAACUUGCCGUCUCCGAAAAUCUUUGCACGCUAUCCACCUGCUGACAGAAAAGCCAAUAGGUUAUCUACUGACAAACUCUCCUCUAACCAUUACAAAAACCCUGUCUCGUCCAAUCUGUCCUCUGCUCAGUCUGUCACUAACACCUCUGCUGUGGGGCGGGGAUCUGGCUCACAGUUUAAGGGCAAAAAAAGCCCCGCAACUGCAAAUGGUAUCGUGGGAAAAGGGAGAAUUUUAAAUAACCAGCAGAAGAAAUCUGAAUCAAUGUCAUGUGUGAAGCGCACUGCAUCAAAUGCUGAUCAGUACAAAUAUGGCAAGAACCGUGUUGAAGCAGAUGCAAAGAGGUUACAAACCAAAGAAGAGGAGUUGUUAAGGAGGAAAGAAGCUCUGCGGAACAGGUUGGCUCAGCUCCGAAAAGAAAGGAAAGACCUACGAGCUGCCAUUGAAGUUAAUGCUGGCAGGAAGACUCAAGUGAUUCUAGAAGAUAAGUUAAGGAAGUUGGAGGAGGAAUGCAAGCUGAAGGAGACUGAGCGUGUAAAUCUAGAGUUGGAACUGACUGAGGUGAAAGAGAGCCUGAAGAAAGCCUUGGCUGGCGGCAUCACUCUGGGAUUGGCAAUUGAGCCCAAAUCAGGAACCUCAAGCCCACAGUCUCCAAUUUUCAAGCACCGAACUUUGGAAAACUCUCCUAUCUCCAGUUGUGAUACGAGUGAUACUGAAUGUUCAAUACCAGUGAACAGUGCAGCAGUGCUGAAGAGACCUCCUACAUCAAGUAAUUCUCCAUGUCGAGGCCACGUCCUUCGAAAAGCAAAGAGCACUCUCCCAUCCACUCCGGUACUCCACCAGAAGAGGAACCUCAGGCGGAGUUGAUGGGAAAGCAUCAUCUAUUAGCAUACCGCAGUGAAGACACCACAGAAUGGGAGCUGAAAAACGGAACAUAAGCAGUGCAAAUUUGUUUACGUUGAUUAAAGGCCUUUCUUCAUAUGGACCAAGAAAUAGACUGCAAAAGACUCAUCUGUAAAAUGGUGUCAAGUGCUGAGGUUUUAUAAUUAUGUUCAGUUAACAGUAGCUUGGCCCUCAUUUGACUGUACUCUCUGCUGUAUUACUGUGUAACAGUGUGUGCCCCUUUUUAUUACCUGUAACUUUUCAUUUCCACCCUUAUUUGUAAAAAUCCUACUAAAAAGGAGCAUGUUAUUGCAAUUGAAAGUUUACAUUGCUGAAAGAGGUUAAACCAACAAUGUAAAUGGCAUUGCAUCAAAAGUCAUAAAUGGAAAUCAAGACUGUUGCAUGCUAGAAGACCCAGAUGAAAUCAUGCAAAUUUAGAUGCAUUGUAUUAUUAAGGCUAAUUUUGACUUUCUGAAUUCAAACCACCUGAGAGAGAGACCUUUUCACAAGCUUGCUCAUUAGGAUUCGUCCAGCUGUUACCUGUUCACUUGGCUGGAGAUGGAGGAAAUGUUUCCACAGCAACUACAUGCCUUGCUUGAGAUGCACUCUUCCUCCUCACUUUUUCUCAAUGGUUAUAAGAUGACACAACUUGGCUGUGAAGCGUUUUUUUUAUAUAUUUUAGACAGAUGCUUUUAUCAUCAGGACAGAAAAAACUGCCAUGCAUUUUAAUAUGUUUUUUGUUGUCACUGCUGUUUCUAAGCACCUGUCAUCUUCAAACAUCUCUCAUGUUGUCGAAAAAUUAUUAGGGCAUGAUUUUAAAAGAAGCAACAAAGUGCUUUUAUAUGUCCCUUCAUUUCUGCACCUCCCCAAAAAAUCCUACUGAUAGUCGCUAACAUUAAUUUUUAAAUUACAACUGCAGAAGGCGUAUGUGGUUUUGUUUUGCUUUUUAUAAAACUUGACUUUAACAAUGUUAUAACUGUUGUAUUUGCUUCCUGCAGUCCUUUCAAAUCUUGGAUAAUAUUUUUGAGGAGGACAGACUGAGGAAAUAUGAAUUUCCAAUCUCCUUUAUACACAAUAUUGAUGAAAUAAGAAGUGACAAGACAUUUGUGAGAGAGGACUCAUUUUCUCUUUGCCAAGAAACAGACUUUUCCUUUUAGUCUGUUUAAAAAAAAAAAAAAAAAAGAAGUCCUGUUCUUCCUUUGUUACAUAUAUAUGUCUCUGCAGAGAAGUCAGAUGCUUUCUUGCCAACCCCCAACUGUUCAUGAGUCAAGCCCCCAAAUUCACGAGUAGCUUAAAAUCAUGAAAUUUUUGUUUUUUGUUAAAGAUGUUAUUUCUAUUUGUCCUGUGUUUUUUUUCAAGCCUUUAUAAUGUACUCAGGUCACAUUUUCAACAUUCUCUCUACAAUCAGGAGGGCUUGAGUUGAGAUUUUGACUUAAUCAUUGGUUUCUGGGUGCUGGGGCUUUAAAUAAAGCACCAAACAGUGCCAGUCUUUUGACAAAAUCACAAGAGUUGGCAGCAGUGCAGAUCCACACAUCAAGGGAAAAAUAGAUCACUUGGUGGCCCAGCCCUGCAGUUUUAUCAUUGAUAAUACUUUACAUAGCUUUAUAAUGUAUACUGGUAUGUGAAACUCAGUGUAAGGUGCAUAAGGACAACCGUGGACAUUACACACAUGAAAGCUGCAGGCUUACAACCAUAGGCUAAAAUAUUCAUCACCCAGCAGCCUCUGAAAAUCUGGCCCCAGUUGUGGGCCCUGAGCACUUUUGAAAGAGUGGGUCAUAAUGGCCUAUUACUAAGGGUCUGAUUUUGUUUACACAUUAAAUUCAAUUACAAGGCCCGUGCAAUGGUGCAAGAUUAGGGCCCAAAAUGGCAGUAGGCCUUGCAUUCUCCCUAGAGUCUGGCUUUUUAAGGUGCCACGAUAAUGCAAAUACAGUGGGGAAAACACAAGUCAAUAUGUGUUAUUCAGCGCUGGCUCUUGUAUUGUAUUUUAGAUUGAUCUUAACAUUUUCUAGGUGAAGGGCACAAGUUAUGCUGCAUGAUAUGGACUACAGUGCUAUAGAGUAUCCCAGAAACAUUAGGAAAAAAGUUUGAUGCAAAAGUAAGUUUGUUUAGGCUUUUUAUUUCAAAAGUUAUUUAUUUGUAUAUUUCACUAAAUAUUUAAUUUAUAUCUGUACAUAUUUAUGAUGCAAUGUAGGCCUCUAGUCAACAUGUGUGAUGCUGAAAUAGAUGCCAGUAACAAUUGGUCCCACAUCAAUAACACUGCCUAAUUAAUUUGAGUCUUCCCCUCCUCCCUCCAGAUAUUGGCUUUGUAACUUUUUUCCCUGUAGUGAAGAGUGAUUUGUAGGGAGGGUGGGGUUAAAUUUUUAUCCAUGCCUGAGAUGAGUGUGCAAAUUCCUCUAAGCAAAGAGAUAUUACAUGCUGAUUUAUAAGAUGUGCAACUCUAUGUAAUGAUUCUUCCGUUCUGCCACAUAUACCUUUAAGAAUGACACCUAUAAAUUCCUGUUCUAAAUGACAUAUCUGGACAAGACUAAGCAUUUGCUUCCCCCACCCAAAGUAUACUGUAACUAAAUGUGCAAGUACAUUGCUCAUAUUUUGCAAUUAGCACACUAGCUAAGACUAUUCUAUGUAAUGGCCAAGGUAUUGUACUAUAGAAUAAACCAAACUCUGGAAAUAACCUCUUUCCAGAACACAUGCAGUGCUGUGAAAUAUUCAUGUUUUGUGUUACUCUUACUGUACAAUUUUUAAUAAAAAGCAAUGAAAUUUGUAUUUUCAUAGUUUUGAAAUUUCAGAAUCACCAAGCAAACUCAGCAGUAGGACAGUAUGAUGUUUUAAAGAGAAAACUUGUAUUUUAAAUCACCGCAUUUCUAUAUCUUUUGAGAAAACGUUACAAAUGUGCUUCCUAAACAAACUCCUAUUACUGUAUCAGGUGCUUUUUUAAAUAUCAGAUCAUAAUUUUGGGGAGACCAAAGGUGUUUUUAUAGGAUGAUUUUGGUAUUUUGAUUUUUCUAACAGAGAAUACCUAAUUCAAUAUCAGUUUUUCCUUUUUAGACAUUUUCAAAUCAAUUGGGUCUGGUUGUAUGUUGUAAGAUAGUGUUCUCAUAUUAAGAAUGUAAUUAUUUCAUUAUUGUAUUUUUAAAAAAAUCAUAUUUAAAAAUUUCUGUGGGGAAAAAAGCAUGCAAGAAACAUGGAAAAUCUUUUGUUUUAUUUUUGUUAUUGGAUAUGUUGGCAGUGCCCUUUAUAAUUGUAAAUAUAUUCUUUCUACUGUAUUCCUUAAUGUAUUUAAUUUUCAGAGACACAUUCAUGGAAAAUCAUGUUGUUAAAAUCCAAAAUGGACCCACCUCCGAGUGUGAGUCUUUAGCUUCAUUUAACUUUCUGCCUUUCUAGUUUAUUCUUCAGGAAAUCGUAGUGUGUGAUAAAUGACCGGCACCUAUUAGGUGUGACAGAUUUAUGUGCAUUAUUAAUAAAAGUUACUCUGUCAAAACAAGAAGUGUUUAUAUA
Pelodiscus sinensis (Chinese soft-shelled turtle) is the source of this 6257-nucleotide messenger RNA. NCBI's taxonomy places the organism in Eukaryota, Metazoa, Chordata, Testudines, Trionychidae. The record is from RefSeq and is a predicted model, not a curated record.